Messenger RNA from Trichophyton rubrum CBS 118892, 477 nucleotides. RefSeq lists its product as uncharacterized. NCBI's taxonomy places the organism in Eukaryota, Fungi, Ascomycota, Eurotiomycetes, Onygenales, Arthrodermataceae. The transcript is spliced from 2 exons. The coding region runs from base 1 to 477 and encodes 158 amino acids. The record is from RefSeq and is a predicted model, not a curated record.
AUGAAUGAUAUAAUCUAUGGAGACCAGUUUGCGCCACUUACUACAUACGUGCCUAUCACUUACGCCUACGCCAUUGCCUUAGUUACUUGCCAAAGUUAUAAAAGGGGCCUUCUCUUCCUUCCACAAGGGCUUUUUUCCAAGGACAAACCGAUCAAGCAACCAGCCAAAAAAGCACCAUCUUCAAAGAAUAUACCUAAAAGUCUAUCUCUAAAAGAAAACCACCGACACUCUCCAGCAACGGUCAAAAUGUUCACCAACACUCCCAACGGCACCUUCCUCGUCCUUGCCCCUCAAUCUCACACUGUUGCUCAGCUCAAUAUGGCCACUUCUAAGCCAGCUGCCGCUGACGCCCCAGUUGAUAUCGACACCCAGGCCGCUAACGUUGAGGCUCCCGGCAAGACCAAGCGCUCUGACAGCAACCCCUUCAUCCCCGCCAUCGGUGCAAAGGGCUUCACCUUCCUCAGACUCGGCCCUUAA